Messenger RNA from Macrosiphum euphorbiae (potato aphid), 2337 nucleotides. The record is from the annotation of a GenBank genome assembly. NCBI's taxonomy places the organism in Eukaryota, Metazoa, Arthropoda, Insecta, Hemiptera, Aphididae.
AUGGCAUCGUUGCCGCAACCCAAAUUUGAACCUAAAGCCCCCGACAAAAGCUCGUCGGCGGCCGGGUGCGAAGUUCAAAAGAAAAUUCAAGAAUCCGCCGACUGUUCGAACAACAACAAGUCCAAAUCAUUGUCGCUGGAUUUAUCGAAUUUGAACACAGCUAGUUUUAAGUCCUUAUUAGAAGAAGUGGUCGCAUACGAUACGGCUAAACAGACUAAAAGCGAAUUAUACAACAAUCUGCUGGAAGAUGUGACUCAAAAUGGAGAAGAUGAUGUAAAGCGACCAUUGCACAAUCAACGCUUAGUUGAUAGCCAGACUGAUCUUGAUAAGUUAUCAUCUAAAGACCAACACAUCAAGGAAAAUUCUUCUCUUGAAGCUUUUGAUUUAGCACCAGAUUUUAAAAAGCGGCUCUCUGGUGUCACUACCAAAGUUAGCGCCCGUCAACUAGAAGGAGGUUCAUUACCAAGUCAUGUUAACCAUGCACAAGCUAUAUCUGUAUUGAUAAAUAAGAAAAAUACCCAAAACACUCGUAAGAAAAUUGCGGAGUCAUCAAAAAUGGCUAAAAAUGUAGAUAAAGUGGUUGAUCUUGGAGACUUUGGGUAUGAAGAAAUUCAGGUUAAAGAUAUGUCAAAUUAUACUAGUCAUGCAAGUUUGGAAAUCUGUCCUGGUAAAGAUGAGACUAAAAUAGAUGAUCGAUUUACUACACCAUUAUUGUGCAAGCAAUCGAGUCAAAAUUAUGAAGAUCAUGAUUCCUACAUGGAAAUAGAUGCUUCACCAUACACUAAAGAUUCCAAAGACGGAAUGACUAAAGUACUGCCACGGACUUCAGGUGAGGGCGAUCCAGACGUGAAAAACUGUUUACUUCAGCCAGCUACAGUGGUAACGGAUUUUAAUAAAGAUGCACAAAUGAUAGACCAUCGUUUGUUACACCUAUUUGGAGGCCAAAUUAAUUGCUAUCAAAAUCCUUAUAAUGGAUUUUCACAACCAAUGAGUUUGCAUUUUUUAACACCAAAUGAUAACCUAGGAUUACAGACUGCAUAUAAUAAUAAUAGGAGAAACAAUACUGAAGAUACUAGUAAUACUGCAAUUAAAAGAAAUAAGCAAAAAAAAGAAUUAAAGAAGAGAGAUGAGGUUGUUCGCUCUGAAGAUAUUCAAGGAUAUCGAGGGGACAAAAAUAUUGAUGAAAUCUUAAAGUUCAUUGGAGAUAAAAGUGGUGAUAAUAAAAAAAAUAAAGGUAGUAAAACAAAAAAUAAAAUAAAAAGUCGAAAUGGAAAAGGUUCUGAUGAUGAUUGUGGUAGGCCAAAAAAUGGUAAAAUGAAAAUGACCAAGUAUAAUAGUGUUGAAGAAGUAUCUACAACAGUCUUUCAACAUAUGGAUAGUUCAGACGAUGAGUCUAAAUCAAUUAAAAGUAGUAAAAAAAGUAAAAAAAAAAUACCAAAACAAAAUCAGUCUUCUAAGAAGUUUGCAUCUACUGAACAGAGACUUGAUGUAUUAUCGUCAGAGUCACAAGAUACAGAUUCUGCUGAUUUUUUGUUGGUUACCAAUAAACAGAGGAGAAAAAAACAGAAAUCACAAAAUAAAUUAAAUACAACCACUAGUAACUUUCCUCCUCAUGACUCAUAUUUAUUGUCACAGUAUACACAACCUAAAAGUGUAAAAAAUAAAAAAAGAAGGAAAUCCACAUCUUCAAUGCCUCAUUCAGACAAAUCUGAAGAUAACUCUGAUCUAGAUUCUGUACACUCUCUGCCUGCCUCAUCUACACCUUCUAAACAGCCAUCAUACAAAGAAACUCCUAAAACUGAUUUGACUAAACCAGCCUGUGUAGUUACCACUUCUGAAGAGUCAAUACCAACAGUUACUGUUGCAUUACCGCAGCGAAAUACUGACAGUAUAGCGAGUAAUGUAAAUUACGAUAAUGAAUGUAUCAAUGGGGAUGUGCAUGUCACAUAUAUUGUGCAUGAACCCCAAAAAGCGGAUAUUGAGACCGCUAAAAAGACUGCCGUUUUAAACAAAGUUCCUGCAGCGGUCCCCCCACAGAGCGCCUCGCUGACUGUGCGUGUACCGUCAAAGAAAAAACAAAGCCCAAUUAUGUAUAAUAAGUAUGAGGUGGAUACAAGCCUGUCUUUUGGAUUUGAAAUUGACCAAAAUUUACUGUGUGAUAGUGGUAAUGAUUACUCACCUCCAGCACCAAUUCCUAUGCCUAUAGAGUACAACUAUAAAGAAGUGAUAUUGUUCAUCAAACAAGCUUGGCAAGAUGUUGAAAAAGAGAAAAUCAAUGGUAGAUCCAACAUUUUGGAAUACAAACGAGAUAACAGUGGUGUUCUUGGGGACAUAUGA